CUAACGCCGUUGGAUUUUACAAAUAAGUGUAUACUGCAAAAGUAGAUGAUGAAGAAUAUAAUCAAACUUCAAGUCCUCAGGACCAACAAUAAACUUUUCUGAGAUCAGGGGUCCAUCGUUAGUUCGCAGAGAAUAAUAUUUGUGUCAACGAGCAGCGAAAAGGCAACCAAGCCUGAAAGAACUAAACACUGCAAAUGAUGUCACGGAACACACAGCUCCACGUUGCACAGACAGAAUUUAUUCGCUGGGUAAAUAUCGAUAAAGAGUAAAUAUGGGUGCAAGUGGAAGGACAGAGACUACAGGAAAGCAAAAGACAUCGCUACGAAAAUGGUGCUUCUUGUUAACCAUUGCAUUCGCGAUAGUUCUGAUAAUAUUUUACUCCUUGCAGAUUAAGCCCGAUAAUAUCAUUCUAAAGGAAAACAUUACGAACUUUGACGAAGAAAAAUUUCGAGUCAUUAAAAGAAUGUUGGAAAACUUGAAGAAAGAGCGUGGCGAACAGACUACAUGGCGGAGUACAGUGACUAAGAUCAUUCCAUGGAGGAAAACGAAGCAGGAUAAACUUGUUCUUCUCUACACAGGGUUUUUCGGCAAUACACCGUGGGGAUGGCUAAAAGAUACCUCGGCUUUCAAUGUUUGGGAAGGCAUGACCUGCCCUUUCUACCGUUGUAGCAUUACCUAUGACAAAUCUUUGUUCAAAAAGAGCGACGCUGUUUUAUUCCAUGCUGAGGAUCUGUCGCCAGGCGCAGAACUAGAUGCUCUACAACUAGCUCGACCCAAUACUCAACGAUGGGUUUACUUUCCCACAGAAAGCCCUGUUAACGUUCCUGAAAGCCACAUAGUAAAUGACGUCUUUAACUGGACUAUGUCCUUCCGACCGUCGUCCGAUAUUUUUAGACCAUAUGGGUUUUACUAUCCAGUAGAUAAAAACUACGAGCGGCCAGAAUCUUUAUUAGAAUUUCUAGAAAGCAAGGACUUGUUGGCGGUAUGGUUAGCGAGUCAUUGUGGAUUACUAAGGGAUAAAUACAUUCGUCGAUUGAAACAAUUCAUGAAUAUAGAUGUGUACGGAAAAUGUGGUUCUGGUGUUGGGGGGACAUCGGGUAAAUGCAUCCAAGACUCGCCCGACUGCAAAAAACACUUGAAACGCUACAAAUUCUUUUUCGCCUUUGAGAACUCUUUCUGUACAGAUUAUAUCACUGAGAAAUACUGGUUUAGUCUUAUGCUAGGGGUUGUACCAGUGGUCUUAGGAGGGGCAUCGUAUGACGAGACAGUAGCCAUACCAGGGUCCUAUAUCAAUGCAAUGAACUUUACCUCAAUCAAAGCCCUCGCUGAGUACCUCAAAAGACUUGAUAAUAACGACAAGGAGUAUAACAAGUUUUUCGAGUGGAGGAAUAAGUACAAGGUGGUGGCGAGUGCGCCCUGGGCGUGCCAGCUUUGUGCUGCUCUCCACAUUGAUCAAAAGCCAAAAGUUCAGGACCACUUGGAUGUGUUCUGGGGGAGGUACCAGCAAUGCGGUAGGAAGGAAGACUUCAUCAAGAAAGUGAUAGAUGAGCAGCCUUUGACACCAAUAAAACACAAGUAUAGCGGGCGGUGAUAAGUGUACCAAAGGAAAUAAAAAAUAAUUAUAAAUAUAUUCUUUAGCUAUGACACAAUUCUGUUUUAUUCGUCUUAUUUUGUCAUGAAUGACAGGGCUCAUCCGGGACUCUUGUUUUUUUUAUAAUCUGUUACAAUAAAAAUCUACAAACAACGCCCCGGAGGCAUUUUUGUUUUAUUUUUCAAAAUUGCGGCCGGAACUUGAUAGAGGUUAAGUCACAUAAGCUGGGAAAAAAUCACAUGAGUGAUCUCGCCUUCUCGUGGUAAACACCCAAAGCUUUCUUCUGACUUUAGAAUGCAACAACAAUUAUCAAAACAAUAUUGUUCCAACAAAUUAUUUUAGCAGUAUAUAAGAAGCAAUUAUAUAGUAACUUGUAUUCUUUAUAACAAAAUAUAAUGACAUCUUCCCCCUAAUAGUUUCUGUUUCUGUAUCGUACCCUCCUCCCUCCUACAGCUCUGUGUCCAUCGAUUGUAACGUUUGGAUUCUCUCUCAAUAAGGCAAGGUUUGGAAUUGUUUCGAUAGAUUUUGGCCCGAUAAUCAGCCCGUAAAUUGCUUAGGACUUUGAUUAUUAGCUGUAUAAAAUGAUUACUUAGAAACAAAGUGAUGAUUACUUAGAACAAAGAAAUUAAUAAGCUUAAGUACGUUUCACGGGCUUAUUAAAACCACUGCAUAAUUGUUCAAUACAAACUUCUUUAACAUGUCUACUCGCAAUUCCAUUUUUGCUUGACAGAAUCAAUAUUUAUAACACGGAUGACUUAAUAGUAAAUUUUCAUUCGUAAAUUAACAUUGUGUUAAAAUUCUUGGCAAAAAAUGCUGGUUCUGAAGUGCAGGUUAUUGGUGGUCAAUGAGCGUUUCUAUUUGAAAUGACGACUCCUAUUAUCUUAUAUGAGGCGAUACCCAGUCGAAUGUUCUUCCUUAUCUAGAAGUGAUGAGGAUAUAUUGUUGGCAAUACUGUAUUAUAUGUUUAUACAAAUAAUGGUGUAAAAAAAAAGAAACUAAUAGAAUUUCUCUCGAAUCGAGUGUCAAGUGGCCUAACCCAGCCACCAGAUUCAGGUUAAGUUAGGUCAAUCAUAUCAAUCAAGAAUAACGUCGAAAAUCAAAAAUCCCACAAAAAUAUAUUUCUUUUGAAAAAAGAAAUGACAGUUUAGUAACUAGGAGUAAUUGAUGUAUUUUUCGUCAUACAUGUCCCUUAUAUAACGUUAAUUUUCUUCCCUUUGUGAUUUUUCGCCUCUGACAUUGUUUUAAUAAUUUAUGAAGGGGUUACACUGAGCUAAGGAUCUAGGAAUCUGCAAAUGAGAUAGACGGUGUCUUUCCCAAAGAGAGACAGAGGGAACGCGAUGUAAAACACUAUCAUGAAGGUUAAAGAAAAAAGUGUCAUAUUGGAAUAU
Nematostella vectensis (starlet sea anemone) is the source of this 2979-nucleotide messenger RNA. Its product is annotated as 3-galactosyl-N-acetylglucosaminide 4-alpha-L-fucosyltransferase FUT3. Gene Ontology annotation, molecular function: alpha-(1->3)-fucosyltransferase activity. NCBI's taxonomy places the organism in Eukaryota, Metazoa, Cnidaria, Anthozoa, Actiniaria, Edwardsiidae. The transcript has a single exon. Bases 272 to 1591 code for a protein of 439 amino acids. The record is from RefSeq and is a predicted model, not a curated record. Gene Ontology annotation, cellular component: membrane.